UGUCCGUCUGUGCCACCGGUACAAAGGUGAAGAAUAAAGUUCAAAGUUCAAAGAGCGCUCGAUUGCCCCCCUCCCCACUAGUCUGUCGGGAUGGCCGCUAGAAGCGCGUUUUUUCAGGCUUUUCUGUAACGUUAAACGGACGGCCUCUGACUUUCUUGAUGAUAUGGACAAAUGUUAGUCUAACUGUUACUACAGCUGAAACUUCAUCAGUGGAACAUGGGACGUCUAGACGGAAAAAUAGCGCUGUGUACUGCGUCUGCACAGGGGAUAGGACUGGCUACUGUACUGGCAUUUGUCAAGGAGGGAGCCAGAGUCAUUGCUACAGACAUCAAUAUCAGUAAACUGGAGCAGGAGGUCAAAGAUGUGCCAGCUGCAGGUAUUGAGGCCAAGAUGCUGAAUGUGGCAGACAAGGGCCAGGUCACUGCACUGGUGGACCAGUUAGACCGUGUGGACAUCCUCUUCAACUGUGCAGGAAUAGUUCCCAAUGGCACGAUCCUGGACUGUGAGGAGGCUGACUGGGACCAGACUAUGAAUAUCAACCUGAAGAGCAUGUACUUCCUGUGUCGUGCUGUCCUCCCAAAGAUGGUAGCACAAGGUUCUGGAUCUAUCGUAAACAUGUCUUCUAGUAUCUCAAAUGUUAAAGGUGUCCCGAUGAGGUUUGUGUAUUCUGUCAGUAAGGGAGGAGUCAGCGGACUCACCAAGGCCAUCGCUGCAGACUUUGUCUCCAAGGGGAUUCGCUGUAACUGUAUCUGUCCAGCUGCAGUAGAAACACCUUCACUGCAGGAGAGAAUUAAUGCCUCCCCUGAUCCUGUCAAGGCUCGAGCAGCCUUCGUGCAGAAGAUUGGCCGUAUGGGGAAGCCUGAGGAGAUCGCAGCCCUGGCCGUGUACCUCGCAUCAGAUGAGUCUGGAUACACCACAGGCCAGGAACUUGUGAUCGACGGAGGCUGGGGCCUAGCCUAAUAAACAAGCAGACCCAGAUGUACCUGAACUACUAAAUGUUGUUCUUGGAUAGCCCUAAUAUUGUAGUACCUCUACAAUAUCUUCCUGUGUUUCUCUCGUUCUCAAUUACACAUGCAACAAACUUAAAUAACCCUAUCAUGUAUUGCAACUCAUUUAUAGAAUUUCCUCAUGAAUUGCCCUGAGGAAGGUGACAUAUGCUAAUAGAAACAUCCGCUAAAUAAACCUCUCGGUUGU
Messenger RNA from Branchiostoma belcheri (Belcher's lancelet), 1194 nucleotides. RefSeq names its product 3-hydroxybutyrate dehydrogenase type 2-like. Gene Ontology annotation, biological process: siderophore biosynthetic process. Gene Ontology annotation, cellular component: cytoplasm. The coding region runs from base 217 to 960 and encodes 247 amino acids. The transcript is spliced from 9 exons. Gene Ontology annotation, molecular function: 3-hydroxybutyrate dehydrogenase activity. NCBI's taxonomy places the organism in Eukaryota, Metazoa, Chordata, Leptocardii, Amphioxiformes, Branchiostomatidae. The record is from RefSeq and is a predicted model, not a curated record.